UGGAAAAUAUCGUUUACUCUUGGCGAUUCCGUCACAGAAAAACAAUUCCCCAAUAAAAUGGCUUUCGCAUUGAAAAAUUUUGUAACAGCCAUAAAAUCUUUUACUCGAGUGAAUCCUCAACCCCAACGUUAUAUUUCUGUCUGCUCUGUCUUGAAAAAUGCUGAUGAAAAGAAAGAUGCUUCUGUAGAAAAGGAUAAUAGACCCACUGUUCGUAAAAUUGAUCAGAAAAGAGUAGCCGAAUUGAAAGACUUUGGAACUUAUGUUGCUGAAUGUUUACCAAAAUAUGUAGAAAAAGUUCAAAUAGCAGCAGGUGAUGAACUAGAAAUUCUCAUUUCACCUGAUGGCAUUGUACCAACAAUCAGCUUUUUAAAAGAUCAUCACAACUGUCAAUUUACAAAUUUGUCAGAUUUGACAGCUGUUGAUGUACCUGGUAGACCAUACAGAUUUGAACUUGUUUAUCAGCUAUUGUCUAUACCUUAUAAUACAAGAUGUCGAGUUAAAUCUUAUACAGAUGAAUUAACACCAGUUGAUUCCAUUUAUUAUAUUCAUCGUGCUGCAGACUGGUACGAGCGUGAAGUAUGGGACAUGUUUGGAAUCUAUUUCACUAACCAUCCUGAUUUGAGGAGAAUCCUUACAGAUUAUGGAUUUGAAGGUCAUCCCAUGAGGAAAGAUUUCCCACUUACUGGAUACAUCGAGGUACGAUACGACGACGAAAAGAAACGAGUGGUUGCUGAACCUCUCGAGUUGGCUCAAGAAUACAGAAAGUUCGAUUUAUCUGCACCAUGGGAACAGUUCCCUAACUUUAGAGGACAAGCAUCUGGUGUACAAGAUGUUCCCAUUAAGAAAUAAACCAUUGAAAUAUUAGAUCAUUGAAUUAUAAUAUUAUAGCAAGAACAUGAAGUUACUUAUCUAAUGAAAGUAGCUUACUGUUUAAAUUUCACUUUAUAAAAUAAAAAAGGUUAUUCUGUAUAUUUAUUUAGUUUCCGUUUAAAUGCUUUAAAAGUAAAAACAAAAGUAUAAUUUAUUGUAUAUUUCAGACAAGUUUCUAUUAAAUCUAUUAAACUUUAUUUAUAAGUAUUAAUUCUCAUUUACCU
Messenger RNA from Phymastichus coffea, 1094 nucleotides. It is a transcript of the gene ND-30, whose product is annotated as NADH dehydrogenase [ubiquinone] iron-sulfur protein 3, mitochondrial. Gene Ontology annotation, molecular function: NADH dehydrogenase (ubiquinone) activity. Bases 58 to 849 code for a protein of 263 amino acids. Lineage: Eukaryota; Metazoa; Arthropoda; Insecta; Hymenoptera; Eulophidae. The record is from RefSeq and is a predicted model, not a curated record. The transcript is spliced from 5 exons.